AUGGCGUUUCCAGCAAAGCCCAGCGGCUGCCGUGGGCUGAUGCUUCUCUGCCUUUUUCUGGAACUACUACUGGAAGCCGGCGCUGAGAACAUACACUACUCUGUACCAGAAGAGACUGAUAGAGGUUCAUUUGUGGGUAACAUCGCCAAGGACCUUGGGCUACAACCUCAAGAGCUGGCGGAGCGCGGAAUCCGCAUCGUCUGGAGAGGUAGGACGCAGCUCUUUGCUCUGAACCCACGAAUCGGCAGCUUGGUCACCGCGGGCAGGAUCGACCGGGAGGAGCUCUGCGCCCAGAACGCUCGUUGUCUGGUGAGUUUUAAUAUCCUUGUUGAGGAUGAAAUGAAACUUUAUCCUGUCGAAGUGGAAAUCGUUGAUAUUAAUGACAACAGUCCCCAGUUCCAGUUACAAGAACUGGAAUUUAAAAUGAAUGAAAUAACGGCUCCAGGUACCAAGGUCCCUCUGCCAUUUGGGCAAGACCUUGAUGUGGGUGUGAACUCUCUCCAGAGCUACCAGCUCAGCUCCAACCCUCAUUUUUCCCUGGAUGUGCAACAGGGACCUGAUGGGAUUCUGCACCCAGAAAUGGUGUUACAAAGUUCCCUAGACAGAGAAAAAGAAGCUGUCCACUACCUUUUCCUCACUGCCUCUGACGGGGGCAACCCCGUCCGUUCAGGGACGCUCCAUAUUCGAGUUCAGGUGGUGGAUGCGAAUGACAACCCUCCAACGUUCACACAGGAAGAAUACUACGUAAGUGUCCCUGAGAAUGUUCAACCAGGCACGCAGCUGCUCACAGUCAAUGCCACUGAUCCAGAUGAAGGUGCCAAUGGGGAAGUGACAUAUUCCUUUCACAAUGUAGAUCACAAAGUAGCCCAAAUAUUCCAGUUGGAUUCUCAUACAGGAGAAAUAUCAAGUAAAGAACCACUGGAUUUCGAAGAAUACAAAGUGUAUCCCAUGGAAAUUCAAGCUCAGGAUGGUGCUGGGCUCAUGGCCAGAGCUAAGGUGCUGGUCAAAGUUUUGGAUAUAAAUGACAAUGCCCCAGAUAUAAGCAUCACAUCCGUUGCCACUGCAGUCCCAGAAAACUUUUCUCCUGGGGCCAUAAUUGCUCUUAUCAGUGUCCAUGACCAGGACUCUGGAGACAAUGGUCACACCAUGUGUUCCAUACCUGGAAAUCUACCCUUUACAUUGGAAAAGUUACUUGAUAACUACUACCGCUUAGUAACAGAACGAACACUGGACAGAGAACUUACCCCUGGCUACAACAUCACAGUCACAGUCACAGACCAGGGAACUCCACCUCUGUCUACACAAACCUACAUUGCGCUGUUAGUGACUGACAUCAAUGACAACCCCCCAGUUUUCCAACAUGAUUCCUAUUCUGUCUACAUUCCCGAAAACAACCCCAGAGGGGCUUCCAUCUUUUCAGUGAGGGCCCAGGAUGCUGACAGCACAGAGAAUGCACAAGUGACAUACACUCUGGUGGAUGACACCUUUCAGGGGACACCCUUGUCCUCCUACCUCUCCAUUAAUUCUGACACUGGAGUCCUCUAUGCUCUGCAGUCCUUUGAUUAUGAGCAGUUCCGGGAUUUACAACUGACAGUGAUGGCUAGUGAUAGCGGAAAGCCAUCACUCAGCAGCAAUGUGUCACUAACUCUUUUUGUGCUAGAUCAGAAUGACAAUGUGCCCGAAAUUCUGUAUCCCACUCUCCCCACCGAUGGUUCCACAGGUGUGGAGCUGGCUCCCCGCUCUGCAGAGCCUGGUUAUCUGGUGACCAAGGUGGUGGCUGUAGACAAAGACUCAGGACAGAAUGCCUGGCUGUCCUACCGCCUGCUCAAGGCCAGUGAACCUGGGCUCUUCAUGGUGGGGCUGCACACAGGUGAGGUGCGCACAGCAAGGGCCCUUGUGGACAGAGAUGUGCUCAAGCAGAGCCUGGUGGUGUCUGUGCAGGACCAUGGCCAGCCCCCUCUCUCAGCCACUGUCACACUGACCAUCGCAGUGGCUGACAGUAUUCCAGACAUCCUGGCAGACCUCGGCAGCCUCCAGACCUCCACUGAUCCACAGGAUUCAGACCUCACGCUCUACCUGGUGGUGGCAGUGGCUGUGGUGUCUUGUGUCUUCCUGGCUUUUGUCAUUGUGCUGCUGGUACUCAGGCUGAGGCGCUGGCACACAGCGCGCCUGCUCCCGUCCUCCAGGAAUGGGUUGGCUGCCAUGCCUGCCUCUCACUUUGUGGGCAUGGAUGGAGUUCAGGCUUUCCUUCAGACCUAUUCCCAUGAGGUCUCCCUCACCGCCGACUCCCGCAAAAGCCACAUCAUCUUCCCUCAACCCAACUAUGCUGACACACUCAUCAGCCAGGAGAGCUGUGAGAAGAAGGAUUUUCUAUCUGCACCUCAGUCUUUACUUGAAGAUAAAGAGGAAACAUUUUCUCAGGUAAACUUGUGA
Messenger RNA from Dipodomys ordii (Ord's kangaroo rat), 2433 nucleotides. RefSeq names its product protocadherin gamma subfamily A, 1 (gene Pcdhga1). Gene Ontology annotation, molecular function: calcium ion binding. The transcript has a single exon. Gene Ontology annotation, cellular component: plasma membrane. Gene Ontology annotation, biological process: homophilic cell-cell adhesion. The coding region runs from base 1 to 2433 and encodes 810 amino acids. Lineage: Eukaryota; Metazoa; Chordata; Mammalia; Rodentia; Heteromyidae. The record is from RefSeq and is a predicted model, not a curated record.